This is a messenger RNA of Suillus discolor, 1833 nucleotides long. RefSeq names its product FMN-dependent dehydrogenase-domain-containing protein. Gene Ontology annotation, biological process: lactate metabolic process. Gene Ontology annotation, molecular function: L-lactate dehydrogenase (cytochrome) activity; heme binding. The record is from RefSeq and is a predicted model, not a curated record. NCBI's taxonomy places the organism in Eukaryota, Fungi, Basidiomycota, Agaricomycetes, Boletales, Suillaceae. Bases 225 to 1685 code for a protein of 486 amino acids. The transcript is spliced from 12 exons.
CCUCGACUUCGUGAUCCCUUAUAGAAUGUUAUCGGUUUUUCUUCUUUCUCUGGUCUGCUAACACGAUGCCAACAUUAACUUCCACGAGGCACACAUCACAUUACUCGACUGGGUCACUUCCAAUCUCAUUCGCGGACAGCCGGCCCGGCAUCGACCCAUCCUUUUAAAUAUCGUCAUGCUCUAAGCUAAUUUGGGGUUACGGUCUUUCCGCAUUUCCAUCGACGAUGCAGACGUUCACUCUUGAACAAGUCGCCCAGCAUACCACCACCGGCUCCUGCUGGGUCAUCAUCCAAAACAAAGUUUAUAAUGUGACCGACUUCCUCUUCGAUCACCCCGGAGGGCCGAAUGUCAUCCUCAGAUAUGGAGGAAAGGAUGCUACUGCUGCAUACAUACCUAUCCAUCCAUCGGACGCUUUGGACAAAAACCUUGCUCCGGAAAGGCAUCUUGGUACUCUAGACGACGAGUCAAUAAAUCGACUAAAGGAAUCAGUGAAUAACAAAGUUCAAACCAAAGACGAGUUGCGCGUUGAAGAAGCACUCAAGAACAAGCCACCACUUCAGAGAGUAGUCAAUGUCGAGGACAUGGAAGAGGUUGCGAAGAAAAUCCUGUCGUACAGGGCCGUGGCUUACUAUUCUUCAGCUGGUGACGAUUCUAUCACGCACGUGGAGAAUGGUCGUGCCUUUGGUCGCUUCUUUUUUCACCCUCGGGUUAUGAAACCUGUGUCCCAAUGUGACACCUCGACGACUAUACUCGGUUAUAAGAGCACGAUACCCGUGUACAUCAGCGGUGCAGCGCUAGCCCGACUAGGCCACCCAUUAGGCGAGGCCAAUCUUACACGCGGUGCCUAUAAGACCGGCAUUAUACAAAUGGUGUCCACCAACUCUUCUCUCUCUUACGCAGAGAUAGCCGCUGCACGUGUUUCCCCAGAUCAGCCUCUCUUCUUCCAAUUAUAUAAACACGUUAACGAUGCCACUGCCGAGAAACGCGUAAGAGAUAUUGAAGGAUUAGGCUAUAAGGCAAUUUUCUUGACAGUCGAUGCCCUGGUUCCUGGUAACCGCGAGUUGGACAUCAGAGUACCACAUUAUCUCGAGGACUUGGAGAACCAAGGUCUCCCCACUCAGAGAAAGUCGGAUGAGGACGAAGGCGAGACUGACCGACUUGGUACCGCUGGCGGACUUGUCAUACAUAACGAUGCUGACAUGACAUGGGAAAAGACAAUACCAUGGAUGCGAAGCAUUACGAAAUUACCCAUCGUCAUUAAAGGUAUUCAGUGUGUUCAGGAUGCCGUUCUGGCUUGUGAAGCUGGUUGUGAAGGUAUUGUGCUAUCGAAUCACGGAGGUCGUCAAUUGGAGUACUCUCUACCACCAAUCGAGUUGUUGUACAGGAUACGACAACAGCGCCCUGACGUAUUUGAGAAGACUGAAGUGUACAUUGACGGAGGAAUCCGCCGUGGAACCGAUGUCGUUAAAGCACUAUGUUUGGGUGCCAGAGCUGUCGGUUUGGGACGCGCGUUCCUCUACGCCCAGAGUGCAUACGGCGAGGCUGGUGUAGUUCACGUGGCGCGUAUCCUUGAACGCGAAAUCCGCUUUGGGAUGCAGUCGCUCGGUGCCCGAAGCAUCAGUGAACUCGUGCCGCAGAUGGUUGAACGUGUUGACUGGCAGCCAGUCACCCGUGCGAAGCUGUAGAUUGCAGUCCUGAGCUACAACAUAUAUGCACACGCCUAUCGUGUACUUAUAUACCUUGCAUAUAUGUGGAAUCUCCGUCUUCUAGACAUUCACCGAUUGGACACAACAUCGUCGCUAACUUCUAAGUAAUACUACCAACAAAAGCUGC